UGAUCAUCUGAUUGUUUACUUCGUGCAAAGUCGCAGUUUAUCCGCGCGAAAUUAUUCGUGUUCGUGUUUGUUCGUCCAGAAGCGUUAACAAGUUUCACCAGUUUCCACAGUAUUGAACAAUGUUGGAUAAAACGUUGAUGCUGCCAAAAUUCAGAGGUACCCUGCUGGGCGUCCUGAUUGGCGACUGCUGCGGUGCUCCGUUCGAAGGUCAGCUCAUGGACAGCGGUACUAAAUUGGUCCUGAAGAGGAACCUCGACAGAUUGGAGGGGCCACCGUUUAAAGCUCCCUACAAAAAGUACACGGACGAUACAACGAUGACCAUCGGGGUCGCUAAAGCAUUACUCGACCCGAACGGAUUCUCGCAGAAACAGCUGGCCAAAAACUUCGUCGUCGAUUACUUCAAAGAGCCCAAGCGUGGCUACGGGCCAGCGGUGUUGGAAGUGUUCCGCAAGCUGAGGGGGUCGAAGUUUGCCGAGCCAACGGAUCCGGCAAGCGAACAGUUUGGCGGAACCGGAUCGUUCGGUAACGGUGCCGCGAUGCGAGUUUCACCGGUUGCACUGUAUUGCGCCAACAAGGGCAUCGAUGAGCUGGUUCGGCUGGUGAGGGACACGGCCACGGUUACGCACACGAACGUACUCGGGAUAAACGGUGCCAUCCUGCAGGCGCUAGCCGUACGGCAGAGCCUACUGCUAAAUCCAAGCGAGCCAUUCUCAUGGAAGGCGUUUCUUGCGGAACUGAAGGCACAGAUGGUUGAGGUGGAAAAGGAGAACGAUCCCGAACUGGACGCGAACCACAACGCGUACGAGAACCAGCUGCAAAAUGUAGAGAAACUACUCGAGAAUAAGGUCGAACAAUCGGACGAAAACGUGCUCAAUUUGCUGGGUCACAGUGUGGCGGCCCUGUACUCGGUCCCUACAGCGGUUUACUGUUUCCUGCGCCACACGAAGGAUCUGGCAGCGGACUCGGAUCGCAAAUCGUUUCGGAACACACUGGAAUACUCGAUUUCACUCGGCGGGGACUGUGACACGAUCGGAAGCAUGGCAUGCUCGAUCAGUGGCGCCUACUAUGGCGACUCGGUGAUCUCGGCAUCUUUAGUGCAGCACUGCGAAGCUGCCGAAACCGUUGUCUCGGUUGCCGAGCAACUCCACAACUCUGUUUACUCCCAAUAAAGCAUAUGACCCGUGCCCAUGUAGCAUCGC
Molecule: messenger RNA, 1199 nt
Organism: Anopheles cruzii
Lineage: Eukaryota; Metazoa; Arthropoda; Insecta; Diptera; Culicidae
Product: ADP-ribosylhydrolase ARH3-like
Exons: 3
Coding region: 120-1169 (349 amino acids)
Cellular component (GO): mitochondrion; nucleus
Source: RefSeq, a predicted model, not a curated record